This is a messenger RNA of Effrenium voratum, 1825 nucleotides long. Lineage: Eukaryota; Dinophyceae; Suessiales; Symbiodiniaceae. The record is from the annotation of a GenBank genome assembly.
AUGGCAGCAAAGGCCUUUUCUGCAGCGGGACACCUAUCGAAGGUACCGCGGAUUGCGGCUGAGAAUGUGCGGCCAGGCUUUGUGCCAUUCGCACAGGAAGAACUGCCAGCCUGCAGCCUCCCGAAAAGUCUGUCGGAGGAGCUGGCGCGCCUCCGCGAUUGGAUGGCGGAUCAUCUGCGUGUUUCAGGUGUGCUGACGGUGGCAGUGGCCAGCUUGAGUACGUUUUGCCUGGGCUACAACACCGGCAUCGUGGCAGGGGCGCAGAAAGGCAUCUCCGAGGACGCCGCCUUUGGUUUGGGGGGCCUGGAGUCCGGUGAGUUGGUCAGUUGCGCGCUGCUGGCGGCAGCCUUCGGCGCCUUCACUGGCCAGGUGGCCAACGUGGUGGGCCGCAGAAGGGCGCUGCUGGGGGCGGCCCUGGUGUUCCUCUGCGCGCCGGUGCUCAUGGCCCUGGCGCCGGGGUUUAAGCUCCUGUUGGCGGCCAGGACCUUGUCCGGCAUGUCCAUCGGUGUCUCCUCUGUGCUCACGAACCUCUACAUCACCGAAGUGAGUCCCGCCUCAUGCAGGGGUCGCCUGGGCGGCUGGGCGCCCUUCAUCGGCACCAGCGGGAUCUUGGUGUCCUACGUCGUGUCCUCCUCACUACAGCCCUUGCCAAUGCAAGCGUGGCGGGUGCAGUUCGGCCUCGGCGCAUUGCCAGCAGCGCUGCAGCUGUUGCUGAGCCGCAACCUGCCGGAGACUCCCAGGUGGCUGCUGUCCCAGCGCCGCAGUGAGGAGGCCAAGGGCUGCCUGCAGCGGCUUUUCCCGGAGGCGGCCGAGAGCGCCCUUGACCAGGAACUAGCACGACUUGAGGCGGACCUGUGCCAAUCGGCGGUGGCGUCCGUGAAUACGCUGGGUCUUUGUCGCAAACAGCACCGAGCUUCGACCAUCGUGGGCGUGUCCAUCAACGUGCUGCAACAGGUCUCUGGCAUCAAUGUCUUCAUCUACUUCGGCCCUCAGAUCCUGGACGACGCGGGAUUCGGGAGCUAUUCCAUGAUCUCCACCACCGUGGUAAGCCUCAUCCAACUCGCGGCUACCGCCGUGCUCAUCAGGUACAUCGACCAGAUCGGCCGGAGGCCGCUGGCCCUUGCCGGCAUCAUCGGUAUGAUGCUCGGUUUGACGCUGAUGGUGACUGGCUCUCUGCUCCGGGGCGCCGGGCUGGUGAUCUCAGUCACAGCCUGGUUCUCCUUGCUGGGCAUGCUCUUUUUUCGGGCUGCCUUCUCUUUAUCGCUGGGCCCGCUGCCCUACGUCAUGACCUCAGAGUUCUUUGCCCAGGAGGCCCGCGCUGCAGGCGUAGGCUUUUGCUGGGCCAUGAACUGGCUAGCGAACUUCGGGGUGUCGCUGUCAUUCCCAGUCCUGGCAGAGGCCAUUCCAGGCUCUGAUGGGCAAGCGCUGAUCUUCGGCAUCUAUAUGUUCUUCUGCGUCGUCGCCUUGGUCUUUGUUCUUCUGCUUCUGCCGGAGACCAACGGUGUCUCCCUAGAGGCUGUCAGACUGCAGAACAGCCACAGCCAGGAGUCCUGCGACAGUGCGAUCUGACUCUCGCUCACUGAGCCCACGGUUUUUGCGUCAAACAUGUGAGAGGCCCUACUGACAGUGUUGGCGACGUGCCGGUUGGGGUAGAUGUCAAUCAGAGCCACGGAAUCAGAGGGUCAGAGCUUGUAGUAGAGGCGGUCGGCUCCGAACCUCUGGUGCAAAGAACCAAGAGGCGGUUGCCAGUUUCUGGUAUAGCUGUGUCUUACGAUAGGAAACGUUUUGUUUCACAACGUCCGAAGAGGGUUCCCAUUCUUGACUC